Molecule: messenger RNA, 144 nt
Organism: Trypanosoma cruzi
Lineage: Eukaryota; Euglenozoa; Kinetoplastea; Trypanosomatida; Trypanosomatidae
Product: mucin-associated surface protein (MASP), putative
Exons: 1
Source: RefSeq, a predicted model, not a curated record
ACAGGAACUACUCAAGCAAAUCAUACGGCGACGCCUGGCGACAGUGACGGCAGCACCGCGGUCUCCCACACCACCUCCCCUCUUUUGCUUCUUCUUGUUGUUGCGUGUGCGGCUGCGGCUGCGGCUGCGGUGGUGGCCGCGUGA